Molecule: messenger RNA, 1009 nt
Organism: Corticium candelabrum
Lineage: Eukaryota; Metazoa; Porifera; Homoscleromorpha; Homosclerophorida; Plakinidae
Product: E3 ubiquitin-protein ligase rnf146-like
Exons: 2
Coding region: 21-644 (207 amino acids)
Biological process (GO): Wnt signaling pathway; ubiquitin-dependent protein catabolic process
Cellular component (GO): cytoplasm; nucleus
Molecular function (GO): zinc ion binding; ubiquitin protein ligase activity; poly-ADP-D-ribose binding
Source: RefSeq, a predicted model, not a curated record
UCUCGGUCAUUUGCACCAGAAUGACUCACGUUUCGGGAGUCGGUUUAGACUCUCAGGCUGACGACAUCAGCGAAAAGCUGAAAGAAAUCUCUCUAAACGACGUCGACGACGCUCAAACGAGAGACGAACGAUGCUCAGUGUGCUUCCAGCCGUUAUCCUAUCCGGUGAAACUGCCGUGCGGACACGUUUUUUGUUACUUGUGUGUCAAGGGUUUCUCGGCUGUUCGAGCCGUGCGACGCUGCGCGCUGUGUCGAUGCGACAUUCCAGUCGAGUACGUGCGCAAGCCGGCUCUCGUCGACGAGGUCCGAGUCGAGGAGUCUCCGCUUCUAGACGAUGGAUGUUGGUGGUUUUACGAGGGAAAGUCGAACGGUUGGUGGAAAUAUGACGAGAGGACGGCGAGAGAGAUUGAGAAGGCGUUCGAAGGGAGGAAAAAGUCGGUCGAGGUGCAGAUUGUCGGACACAUCUAUGUGGUGGAUUUCGAGGUGAUGGCGCAGUACAGGAAGAACGAAAUAGGGCGGAACCGGAAGAUCAAGAGAGACAAACUCAAUCUGCGCGAGACAAAGGGAGUCGCCGGUCUGUAUUGUAAACAGCGGAGCGGUGAAACGCGAGAUGAGGGAGACGCGCCGCAAAUGAGUGAAGUAUGAAUGUAGAUUGACCUAGCUCCCUCACAUGUGGCCAAGAUAGCGUCUAGAAAUCAUUUUGUUCCCAAAUCGUUUACACAGCAAUAGAAUUUGUAGUCGAUUAGACUACCUUUUGUAGGAGAAAGAAAGAGAGACGGCAGUUUUACUGCUAUAAAAAUCGUUGAUCAUCUUGUUGGAUGUUGUUGUUUGGAGAAUGUCUGUUGAAUAGACAGAGAAAAUGUGAGACUUGGUGUGUCUAGUCCAGUACACUGAUGGAUGAGGACUCGUUUGUGUUGAGUCUAUAUGGGCAGUCGAUUUUUUAUCGCUCGUUUGUCACUCUGGUGCUUCAUCUGUAAUGACCUUGACUCUGGAAAAACAGUACUAAAAUA